GUAUAAACCAACUUGACCGCAUGGGGUAUUACAGCGUCGAGGAACUUCUAGCCGAAGAAGAGCGCGUCCAGUGCGUGUUCCAGACUGAGGCAGCGGGAUGCGGGUACAUGGACCCUUCCAUUGAAGGGGAUGACAUCAAGCCGAACACAAAACUCGAGCUGCCUGUGUGGCUGGCGACGGCAUUGGCAAAGCAUGGCACGGUCGAUGUGCUCGUCCCAACGUGCCUUAGUGCACGAUAUCGCAAUGUGAUCAAGGCAGGUCCAUCUGCAGCCAACUUGCGCGAUAUGAACCCGUACUUCUUUGAAUUGGGAAAAGUCUUGCUGCCACUCUUGACAAACGAGUCGGAUUCACAAGACAUUGAAGACAUCUUGCGCAUCGCGUUUGGUAGCGAGCGGUACAAGCAGAUUCUGGACCAGUCCAUGAACUCUUUCGACGAAGACACGACCGAGUUCACUCGAAAACUCACAGAGUUCGAAAAGGAUUUGUACGCCGCUGGGGUAAACGAUGCACAGGACUUCCUUCGGUGGCGCGAACGAAAGAACGACAUCAUUGAAAGCGCCAAGGUCACUCAGAUCAAGAAACGCAAGCGAACCCACGCUUAACUCAGCACGAACUACAUUGAAGACUGAACCCAUGCAGUUGGCAACGUGAAAUAGUAUUAUCUUCCCCAAUUGCUAAGUCGCCGUCCAGCAUACCAGAUACAUGAAAUAGAGAAGUGAAAGGAUUCAAA
Molecule: messenger RNA, 730 nt
Organism: Aphanomyces invadans
Lineage: Eukaryota; Oomycota; Saprolegniomycetes; Saprolegniales; Verrucalvaceae
Exons: 2
Coding region: 21-602 (193 amino acids)
Biological process (GO): mitotic DNA replication initiation
Cellular component (GO): GINS complex
Source: RefSeq, a predicted model, not a curated record